Drosophila melanogaster (fruit fly) is the source of this 2787-nucleotide messenger RNA. It is a transcript of the gene Cyp303a1, whose product is annotated as cytochrome P450 303a1. The coding region runs from base 169 to 1680 and encodes 503 amino acids. The transcript has a single exon. Gene Ontology annotation, molecular function: iron ion binding; oxidoreductase activity, acting on paired donors, with incorporation or reduction of molecular oxygen; monooxygenase activity. Gene Ontology annotation, cellular component: endoplasmic reticulum membrane; membrane. NCBI's taxonomy places the organism in Eukaryota, Metazoa, Arthropoda, Insecta, Diptera, Drosophilidae. The record is from RefSeq and is marked reviewed.
ACCGAGCGGAUUCAGUCGAUUUGAGUGAACGUCAGGAGCGGGAUCGAACUGUGGACGAAGUCACCAGGAAGCAGUGGAUAGCUUACCAACCCGAAAGUCCAGCUCGCAACUCCAGCCAAGAUUGCGUAACUGGUAGAAAGUGAAAGCAAAGGCAAAGCGAAAAAAAACAUGUUUUAUACGGUCAUCUGGAUUUUCUGUGCCACUCUGUUGGCCAUCUUGUUUGGAGGAGUUCGGAAGCCCAAGCGAUUUCCGCCCGGACCUGCCUGGUAUCCCAUUGUGGGUAGCGCCCUGCAGGUUUCCCAACUUCGGUGUCGCCUGGGCAUGUUUUGCAAGGUGAUCGAUGUGUUUGCCAGGCAGUAUGUGAAUCCCUAUGGCUUCUAUGGCCUCAAGAUUGGCAAGGAUAAGGUGGUGAUAGCCUAUACGAACGAUGCCAUCAGUGAAAUGAUGACCAACGAAGAUAUUGACGGUCGUCCCGAUGGCAUAUUCUAUCGCCUGAGAACCUUCAAUUCCCGAUUGGGCGUACUUCUGACAGACGGUGAGAUGUGGGUGGAGCAGCGUAGAUUCAUUCUGAGGCAUCUGAAGAACUUUGGCUUUGCUAGAAGUGGCAUGAUGGAUAUAGUGCACAAUGAGGCCACGUGCUUGCUGCAGGACUUGAAGGACAAGGUGCUGAAAUCAGGCGGAAAGCAGACGAGGAUUGAAAUGCACGACCUAACGAGUGUUUAUGUACUGAACACUCUAUGGUGCAUGCUGAGCGGUAGAAGGUAUGAGCCUGGUUCACCGGAGAUUACGCAACUGCUGGAGACAUUCUUUGAGCUCUUCAAAAACAUCGACAUGGUGGGCGCUCUUUUCAGUCACUUUCCCCUGCUCCGAUUCAUAGCUCCCAACUUCUCCGGCUACAAUGGUUUCGUGGAGAGUCACAGAUCUUUGUAUACGUUUAUGAGCAAGGAGAUCGAGCUGCAUCGCUUGACAUAUAAGAACUACGACGAACCGAGGGAUCUGAUGGAUUCGUAUCUGCGUGCCCAGGACGAGGGUAACGAUGAGAAGGGCAUGUUCAGCGAUCAGAGUCUCUUGGCCAUUUGCUUGGAUAUGUUCUUGGCUGGGUCCGAGACCACCAACAAGAGCCUGGGCUUCUGUUUCAUGCACUUGGUGCUGCAGCCUGAAAUCCAGGAGAGAGCCUUUCAGGAGAUCAAGGAGGUCGUGGGUCUGGAGCGCAUACCCGAGUGGUCCCGCGACCGCACCAAGUUGCCCUAUUGCGAGGCUAUCACCUUGGAGGCGGUCAGAAUGUUCAUGCUCCACACGUUCGGCAUACCACAUCGUGCCGUCUGCGAUACUCGAUUGUCGGGAUAUGAAAUUCCAAAGGACACCAUGGUGAUUGCCUGUUUCAGGGGAAUGCUGAUCAACCCAGUCGACUUUCCCGAUCCAGAGUCAUUCAAUCCGGAUAGAUACCUCUUCGAUGGCCAUCUGAAACUACCUGAGGCCUUCAAUCCCUUUGGGUUCGGACGUCAUCGCUGCAUGGGUGACUUGUUGGGGCGACAGAAUCUGUUUAUGUUCACGACCACAGUGCUGCAAAACUUUAAGAUGGUGGCGAUUCCUGGUCAGGUGCCGGAGGAGGUACCGCUCGAGGGAGCCACCGCUGCUGUGAAGCCAUAUGACAUCAUGUUGGUGGCUAGAGAGCAGUAAUAAAGAUUAAGGCGUCUUUCAUGUAAUGCUUUCAAACAUACCUCGACACGGUGAAUAAGGUUAACAAUAUCACUGAAACAUCCUGCAUCUUCCGCUUAAAUCGAAACAUAUGUAUAUUAUCAAAAAUUGAUGGGAUGAGCUGAAAUAAGAAUUUUCAUUUAAAGCCCCUUGCACUUCACGUUCACGUUCAAUAAAAUAUAAAUCAGUUUAUAUUACACAAUUCUCGUUUACAUUGUCUAAUUAAACAUUUAAUUAUCAAUAGCAUUAUAAUUAUUAUUGUUCAUCUGGUUGUUGAUUUGUAGUCUACGAAGUUUUCACUUAGUUCAAUUCCACUCGGUUACUGAGCGAUUCCAACAGAAGCAUUUCUUUAUGCGAUAUACAAAAGAAUGAAUGAAUAUACAAAAAUCUAGCGUACAAAUAAAUAUUGCCACACAAAUGUUCAGUUACACAAUAGAUUAUAAUGUAUAAUGCGAAUGGGUUUUGGCUUUCUCCUCAUCUGUUUGUUAUUUAAAGCUAUUUGUUUAUAUGCAUACGCUAUUGUUAAUGGAAAACAAUUGUUGCUCCUUCGCCUCGACAUCUACAUACGUAUAUAGUUAUUUAAAAAUUGUAAUUUGUGUUCUGUUUUCGUUUUGCUUUUUUCCACGAUUUUUCCUUUAUAUAAUUCUCACUCUGAGCCUGCCGCUAGACACUGGGCUUACAUGAUCUAGAUUUGUGUAUAAAUAUAUAUAUAUAUGCUCGUGUUCGUGUAUAUAAUAUUAUAAAUAUUAUAUAAUAUAAAACUCACAAAGCAAGCCAGCCAAUUGCCGAAAAAAAACUUUCAACUUAGCCGCAUUUUCAAGCACUUCUAUUCAUAAAGUAAAUCUGCAUUUUGAUUCGCGAAACUUAAGUAUCUGCACCCGUGUGAAUGUGGUGAUAUAUAUAAAUAUAUAUAUUGUUUCGAAUAAUAUAAAAGUGAGUUGAAUUACAAUUAUUGGUUGGUUGCUGCUGCACAAAACGUUCUUGGUCCGUGAUUCCCAACGAGCGAGAGGAAGAGUAUGAUUAUUAUUAAUAACAUUGAUUGGUUAGGACUUAAAAUUGAGACGAUAUGAAAUAAAUAAAAAGCGAGUG